Messenger RNA from Fimicolochytrium jonesii, 219 nucleotides. RefSeq lists its product as uncharacterized. Bases 1 to 219 code for a protein of 72 amino acids. The transcript has 2 exons. Gene Ontology annotation, cellular component: cytoplasm. NCBI's taxonomy places the organism in Eukaryota, Fungi, Chytridiomycota, Chytridiomycetes, Spizellomycetales, Powellomycetaceae. The record is from RefSeq and is a predicted model, not a curated record.
AUGGGCCGCCUACUUCACUACGCAUUCGAGCUUGUCCUUGUCAGCACCGCAUUCUCAGGAGCACGGAGAGUCGCCGGUGUCGACCUCGACCGAAAGAAGCUUAUCGAGAACGAAACUGCCAGCACAGUACUGAACCAGUACCUCAAAGUCGGAGACGCUGUCAUCGACUACUCAGCUGCCUACUUGAAGAAGAAUGAGUACUUUGUGCCGAAGCGAUAA